GUUGAUGCUUCUUCCAUUUCCGUAUUGGUUAUAGUUCCUGGGGUUAAAGAAAUGGCGAAGCACAUGUGAGUUGCAUGACUGCAGAAUUAUAAGAUCGGCAAAGAACGUGUUUACUUAUCGACAGGAAGAAAUGACAUCAGCAGAUGAAGAUUUUCCACGUGGUGGAACAUUUACGAACACUACUAAACUCAAAGGAACUAAACGACCUUUUGAACAAGACAAUCUAUUUGAGCCCUAUGAUUCUAAUGAGAAAAAGAAGAAAAAGGACAACAGUUAUGAAAAUAAAAAGAUUGCACAAAAAGACAAAGAAGUUGGUGCAUCUAAACUUAAUGAUUCAAAAACUGUGGAUAUUCUUUAUUUCAAGAAUCUUGUUGAAGGAAUGUUAAUAAUGGGUUGCAUUAAAGAAGUAGGUGACUUUGAGCUGAUGGUGAGCUUGCCAUGUGGACUUAAUGGCUUUGUUUCCGUGACUAACAUCUCUGACUCCUACACCAAAUUCCUUUCUGAUCAUGUGAACACAGAAGAAGUCAUGGAGGAGGUGUUAACACUUUCCCACCUGUUUAGUCCUGGGAUGAUUUUAAGGUGUACGAUAUCCAGUCUUGGAAAGACAGCAGAUGGCCACAACAGUAUUAAACUUUCCAUUAACCCAAAGGAUGUCAAUAAAGGUCUCAGUUCUGACUGCCUCACACCAGGCAUGGUUCUUUCUGGUUCUGUGGCUAGUAUUGAAGACCACGGUUUCCUGAUUGAUAUUGGGAUUCCUGGAUCAAAGGCUUUUUUACCCAAGCAAAAAGCUUUUGACUAUCUUAAAGAAAUUGGCAAAGGUAAUUUAAAAGUGGGCCAGUAUCUGAACUGUAUAAUAGAAGAAGUAAAGAAUGAAGGCCGCAUUCUUCGUUUAUCAGUCAGUCAAUCUGCAAUCUCCAAGGCAGUAGCUCUGGAAAAGCAUGGCUGGACACUAAGUAGUUUGCUUCCUGGGCUGGUUGUUAACGCUGAAAUUGAUAAGGUGUCCCAAAAUGGACUCACAGUGAAAUUCUUUUCUUCUUUUACUGGUACUGUUGACUUUUUGCACUUGGACUCUGAGACAGCUGGUUAUAACAAAGGGCAGCAGGUGAAAGCUUGCAUUCUGUAUAUUCAGCCUACAUCUCGUGCAAUAGGGAUGAGUCUGCGUCCUUACGUCCUUAAGCCUGGCACAACAAUCGAACCUGUAACAAGUGAACGUAUUGGAGAGGUGUUUAAGGACUGCACUAUUAAGAAAUUAUAUCGUAAUAAUGGUGCCUCUUUAGUGCUUCCAGACAAAACUGUAGUCUUUGCACACCGACAUCAUCUCAUGGAGUUUGGUGGGCCGUUAAAACCCAAUAAAGUAAUGCCAGGAACCAAACAUGCUUGCAGAAUUUUAGAUUAUGCUCCUAUGGAUCAGAUGCUCUUAGUAAGUCUGAAGCGGAAAAUAGUUACUGCAUCAUUCCUGAGAUACAAAGAUAUUAAGCCAGGAGAAAUUAUUGAGGGAAAAGUCUCUUCAUUGCAAGAUUAUGGGAUGUGGGUAAGCAUAACCCCAUAUAUCCGAGGACUUGUCCCUCGAACACAUCUGGCUGACAUUAUUUUAAAGAAUCCAAGCAAGAAAUAUAGUCCAGGAGAUGAGGUUCGCUGCCGGGUUCUUGAUGUGAAUCCUGUCAUCAAAAGAAUGAUUCUAACACUGAAGAAAACAUUAGUGAAAUCCACAUUUCCCAUUAUCGAUCACUAUGAGAAUGCAGAGCCUGGCAUGAUCACCCAUGGGGUUAUAGUGUGCAUCAAAAACUUUGGCUGUAUUGUGUGCCUUUACAAUAAUGUUAAAGGACUUGUUCCAAGAAAUGAGUUGAGUACAGAGGUGGUUCCUAACCCAGAGGAGAUGUUCUAUACGGGACAGGUUGUCAAAGUAAAAGUUUUAAAAUGUAAUCCAGAGGAAAAGAAGCUGCUUUUAUCUUUCAAAGCUGCUAGCAGUGGUGUUUCCACAAAUAAAAUGGAUGUGAAGAAGCAGACACAAACAGAAGAGUUUGAUUGCAAUGUUGGAAAGAUCGUUGAAGUGGAAGUUCUGAACAAGAGUGAAAAUGGUCUGAAUGUAACAAUUCUACCUCAGAAAAUACCAGCUUUUCUACCUUUGGCUCAUCUUUCUGACCAUGUUACCAAUUGUAACAUCCUUUGGGAAGUGCUGCAAGUGGGGGAUAUUAUCUCCAAUGUUAUGUGCCUCAACAAAAGCAGUCAACAAAUUAUUUUGAGCAAAAAAACAUUAAUCAAGAACUCGGUGGAGGAGAAUGAUUUGCCAAAAGAUAUUUCUGACCUCCAUUUAGGAAUGUUACUCAUUGGAUUCGUCAGGAAUAUAAAACCAUAUGGAGUAUUUGUAGAGUUUCCUUUUGGACUCAUAGGACUUGCUCCUAAAUCAGCUUUGUCAGACAAAUUCGUAACGGACACCAGUGAUUUCUUUCAAACAGGCCAAACAGUUGUGGCAAAAGUUACCGAAAUAGAUGUAGAAAAAAGGCGUUUCUUAGUAAACCUACAGAUAUCACAGUGUACUGGAGAGGACGACCAGAAUGAGAGUUUGAAGUUGCUUUUUCAGUGCUUAAAAGAGAGAAGUAGUGUGGUAGAUAUUCUGAACAAAAGAGGUGAUCCAACAUUAGACAGUGUUCUCCUACUUUCUGUGGGCAAAAAAAUAGAAAUGGUUUUUGAAGAAGAGAGCAGUGAUGGCACAGCAUACUUUAAAUGUAGCAAAGUUCCUGGGGCAACAGUCAAAGCCGUGAAGUAUCACAUGCAAGGUGUAAAUGUUGUUCCAGGGCAGAAGGUUAAACCUGUGGUGCUGCAUGUUGAUCUUUUGACUUCAGAAGUUCAUGUUUCUCUUAGAAAUGAGUUGUUGAACUGUCCUGUCAAAGAGUUGAUGUUGAACUCCAAACAUUUGGCAACAGUGCAGCAUGUGGAGAAGGACUUUGCCAUUGUUUCCUUGGAAGAAAAUGGACAACUAGCUGCGAUGCCAGUGACAGCUCAUUUGAAUGACUGUUUUAGAUUUCAAUCUGAGUCUUUGACUUUGGGCCAGACAUUGAAUGUGUCUGUGAAGCAAUUAAGCAAAAAGUCCACUGGCGGGCUGAUACUAGUUUUGAGAGAACCUGAUAAGUUCAAGAACACUACAAGAGUCCGUAAAACAUCCAUCACGAAGGAGGUUUUGCCAACUGGUCCCAAACAUUCUUUGAAUUUAGGAGAUGUAGUUGUUGGCACAGUGAAGUCCAUCAAACCUACUUCUGUUUUAGUAACAUUAGAAAAUGGCAUCACAGGCAGAAUACAUGCAUCAGAGAUAUCAGAAAGUGUAACUCCUGGUUCUUUUCCAUCUUCUUUGCUUAAAGUAGGGCAGAAAGUCACUGCACGAGUAAUUGGGGGACGAGAUUGUGUAACUAAUAGGCAUUUACCAAUCACACACCCGCAUUUUACUUUCACAAUGCCAGAAUUGACUGUUCUACCCAGCAAGAUUAACAGUGAACUGAAACCUGAAGAUAUUCCUGUCAUUGAUGAUGUUAAAACCUUUGAGGUCGGCACUGAAGUUGUUUGUUUUGUGAUAAAGUACAACAGCUAUUCCAGAUGCCUUCAUGUUGAAAUUACUGGAAAAGUUUGGGGAACUGCUGAGUUGUUAUUGAUGUCCUUGUCACCCAAGGAUUUAAAGCACCCUGAGAAGCUUUUCAAGCUUGGCCAGGCAAUAAAAGCUACAGUGGUCACUAGUAUCUCGGGAGAUCGGCGUCUUUCUGUGUCAGUUAAUGGAGUGAAAAGCCUUGCUGAAGGUACUGUGACAUUAGCAACUGUGAGUACAAUCAAUCCAAAUGUUGGCCUCAUCCUUUCACUUCCAUUUGGCAAGACUGGUUAUGUGGGGCUUACAGACAUAAGUGAUUCCUAUAUGUCUGAUCCUUUGAAGCAGUUUUCUCUAGGCCAAAUAGUCCGAUGUUGUGUUUUAGGUGAAGAAAAUAAGAAAAUACGUUUAUCCAUGAGACUAUCUAAGGUAUUUCCUGGAAACCAGUCGAAAAUUAGAGAUGCAGAAAUUUUGUCUGUGGCAAAUCUAAACGAAGGUCAGAUUGUUCGUGGCUUUAUAAAAUCCAUUUCAGAUAAAGGAAUCUUUGUCAGUCUUUCUAGAACUGUCACAGGCAGAGUUAAAUUCAAGUAUUCUACGUGCUACUUUCUGAAGGAUCAUACAGAUUAUGCAAAGAACAUUCCCCUUGGUAUGCUGGUUUCUGCAAUGGUUUUAGAAGUAGAUGUGAAGGAAAAUAAGGUUGAAUUGUCCAUUCUGCAAAAGGACACUGGAGAACCAGAUAUAUUCCCUCCAUCUCUAGGGUUUCCUCUUCGAGAGCCGGUAAAGGAUAAAGAGAAAGGCGAAGCUUUCAAGAAACGAAAGCGAAAACUAGAGAAACAAAUUUCAGACACCAAACAGACUGAGCAGAAAAAGAAAGGGCAGCAGCAGCUCUCUGAAGAAAAUGACAGUGGGGUUGAGGUUUUCUUCCGUGAACCUAUUGACGACGACGACGAUGAUGAAAGGAAGGAGAAUUUGAGCCAUAUGUCUAAGACAUUAAAAGAAAAUGGGCAACCCCGACUCCAGGUUUCAGGUGGUUUCUCCUGGGAUGUGACUUUAGACACCCUCCAGACAUUUAAGAUGGUCCAAACGGAGCAUUCUUCUGAAGGUGAAGAGGAGACCGAUCAUAAGCCUCAAAAGAAAACCAAACGGCAAAUGAACCAAGACAAGCAGUUACAAGAAAUGGAGUUAGCAAAGGUGGAAAGAGAAUUAAUGGAUCCCAAUCGGCAACCUAAAUGUGCCAAUGACUUUGAUCGGCUAGUGCUUAGCUCACCAGACAGCUCUAUUGUGUGGUUACAGUACAUGGCAUUUCAUCUGCAUGCUACAGAAAUUGAGCAAGCCCGUGCUGUCGCUGAAAGAGCCCUCAAAACUAUCUCUUUCAGAGAAGAACAAGAGAAGAUGAAUGUGUGGGUGGCUCUGCUAAACCUAGAGAAUCUGUAUGGGACUGAGGAGAGCCUGAAUAAGGUGUUUGAACGAGCCGUGCAGUACUGUGAACCUCUUAAGGUGUUUCAACAGCUUGCAGACAUCUACAUCAAAUCGGAGAAAUAUGAGAAAGCUGAGAUGCUAUACAACACCAUGCUGAAGCGGUUUCGACAGGAAAAGUCAGUCUGGCUGAAUUAUGCCAUGUUCCAUUUCAAACAGGGACAGACUAAUGCUGCCCAGCGACUUCUCCAGAGAGCAUUAAAAUGUCUGCUUAACAAGGAUCAUAUUGAUACAAUUGUGAAGUUUGCACAACUGGAGUUUCGAUACGGCGAUGCAGAGCGUGCCAGAUCUAUGUUUGAGAGCACCCUGAGUAAUUAUCCUAAGCGAUCAGAUUUGUGGUCCGUCUAUAUUGACAUGAUGAUUAAGCAUGGAAGCCAGGAAGAAGUCCGUGCCAUUUGUGAGCGUGUGAUCCACAUGAGUCUCCCCGCUAAGAAAAUUAAGUUUUUCUUCAAACGCUACCUGGAGUAUGAAAAGAAGCACGGCACAGCAGAGAGUGUCGAGGCCGUGAAGCAGAAGGCAAUGGAUUACGUCGAAGGAAAGAGUACUGUGCCGUAAAUAACCGCGUCAUGAAUGCAAAGUCAAAGGUGGCCGUGGACCUGAUGGCGCAGCGAUCUGAAGGCCGUUUCAGAGUUCAGUCGUCUGCUGCUUCAUUAUGAAAAACUAUAGAACUGCUUGACCCAGAAUGCUUCAGGAUGGAUUUUCCAAGUGACAUUUUCUGUAAAGGAAUUGCCAUCUCCUUGAAAUUGUAGAAUUCGAUUUGACUUUUUAUCUACAGAGAUUUUUGCAGCAGGCUUUCCCCAGUAGGACAGCCUUGAAUUUUUGUAAAUGUGACGUCCUUUGUAUAAAAUUUAUAAACCCAUGAAACAAAAAAA
Molecule: messenger RNA, 5919 nt
Organism: Polypterus senegalus (gray bichir)
Lineage: Eukaryota; Metazoa; Chordata; Cladistia; Polypteriformes; Polypteridae
Gene: pdcd11
Product: programmed cell death 11
Exons: 36
Coding region: 131-5602 (1823 amino acids)
Biological process (GO): rRNA processing
Cellular component (GO): nucleolus; nucleus; small-subunit processome
Molecular function (GO): protein binding; RNA binding
Source: RefSeq, a predicted model, not a curated record